Onthophagus taurus is the source of this 4842-nucleotide messenger RNA. Its product is annotated as dual oxidase 2. Gene Ontology annotation, molecular function: peroxidase activity; calcium ion binding; superoxide-generating NAD(P)H oxidase activity. The record is from RefSeq and is a predicted model, not a curated record. NCBI's taxonomy places the organism in Eukaryota, Metazoa, Arthropoda, Insecta, Coleoptera, Scarabaeidae. Gene Ontology annotation, cellular component: plasma membrane; NADPH oxidase complex. Gene Ontology annotation, biological process: defense response; response to oxidative stress; superoxide anion generation.
AAGCCAACUCAUACAUGUUAUAAUAUGCAGUUUAUGCAUUAAUCUGUAACGAUGAGGAUCGCUUUUGUGAUUGGCUUUUUUAAUCUUGUUAUGGCCCAAAUGGGGUCAUGGCGUGGUCGGUAUGAAGCAUUUGACGAAUCUAAACCUCGGAAUUUUGUUGCUCUUCAAUUACUGACAGGUAAUCCUGAUGGAAACAGUUUCGAAAAUAAAGAAGUGGAAUUACCUGGAUAUGAUGGAUUUUAUAAUAAUUUGGAUCAACCAAAUUUAGGAGCUAUAGAUGGUCAUCUUUUAAGAAGAACUCCAGCUGCUUACGCCGAUGGGACUUACCAUCCCACCGGUGCAGAUCGCCCAAAUCCUUUUGAUUUAAGCGAUCAACUCCUUUCUGGCGAAAUAGGAACGAUGUCCAAAACAGGAAAAACCGCGCUUUUAGUUUUUUUUGGUCAACAAGUUGUCGAAGAAAUUUUAGAUGCCCAAAGACCAGCUUGCCCACCGGAGUAUUUCAACAUACCCAUACCAGGAAAUCAUAAAUACGCAAAAAUGCACAGUGAAAUGCCGUUAUUGCGAACCCGUUACGAUCAAAAAACUGGGUAUUCACCAAAUAAUCCUCGACAACAAUUAAACGAAAUUACCCCAUUUUUAGAUGGAGGGUUAAUGUACGGAAUAACUAAACAAUGGGCUGAUCAAUUAAGAACUUAUUCAGAUGGGACUAUUGAUAAAGAUGGAAAAUUGGCUUAUAGCCACGGUGGUUUAUUUCCAGAAUACAACACUCAAAGAUUGCCACUCGCAAAUCCACCACCACCAGCUAGACAUUCUAUUUUCGUUCAGCAACAUGAAUUAGAUAAAGUUGAAAGAUUUUUUAAACUGGGAAAUCCCCGUGGAAAUGAAAACACUUUUCUAUUAACUUUCGGUGUUUUAUGGUUUCGUUGGCACAAUUUCUUAGCACAAAACAUCCGAAAUUUACAGCCAAACUGGUCAAGCGAUAAAGUUUUUAACGAAGCAAGAAAAUGGGUUAUAGCAACUCAACAACACAUCGUUAUCGACGAAUGGUUACCAACAUGGUUGAAUAACCCUCUUCCACCAUACAAAGGAUACAAUCCAUCGAUUAAUCCACAAAUUGAUCAACUUUUUCAAACGGCUGCUUUUCGUUUCGGACAUACUUUAGUUCCACCUGGAGUUUACUUAAGAGAUUAUGGAAGAGAUGGUUGCUCGACAACAUUUAAAAACUGGGAUAAAUUUGCUGUUAGAACUUGUAAUUCAUUUUGGCGCCCACAAGAUGCUCUCAAAACUAAAGACGAUAAAGACAACCUUAUCGAUAUCGAUCGGCUUUUAAUGGGAAUGGCUUAUCAAUUAUGUGAACGAGAAGAUCAUAGAAUCGUUGAAGAUUUAAGAGGAAACGUCUUUGGCCCAUUAGAAUUUCCAAGAAGAGAUUUGAUGGCGGUAAAUGUCCAAAGGGGAAGAGACCAUGGAAUUCCAGAUUUUAACACCGCAAGAGAGGCUUUUGGUCUUAAUAAAAUAGAGUCGUUUGAUCAUUUUAAAUAUGCUGAAAAAGACAAAGUAGAUAAAAUGAAAGAAUUAUACAAAGAUAACGUAAAUAACAUCGAUGUAUGGAUUGGUGGAAUUUUAGAAACAGAUACUGGACCUGGUGAACUAUUUGAAGCUAUUAUUUUAGAUCAGUUUGAAAGAAUCCGAGAUGGUGAUCGAUUUUGGUAUGAAAAUGAACAAAAUAAAUUAUUUACUAAAGAAGAAAUUGCCAGGAUAAAAGAAUUAAAAUUAUAUGAUAUCAUAAUGAGUGUAACCAAACUAGAUCCUAAAGAUAUCCAACAAAACGUUUUUAGGGCACCUUAUGAACUAGAACAUAUACAUGAAAACUGUAAAAAUCUCGUUCCAAAUGACUGUAAGUUCAAAGACCCUAACGGUGUCGAUUUAAACAAACAAUGUUACCACCUUCCUCAACUCGACGAAAAAAACUUAAAAGAAGAUUGUAUUCAAGGAGAAACUAGAUACGAUUAUUUUUCAAACAGCGCCACAAGCUACAUAUUAACAUUUUUGGGUUUGGGUCUGGUUAUUGUAAGCAUUUUGGGUAUCGCUUAUUAUAAAUUUAGAGAAGCCGAAUUACGAAAAUUUAAAGACAACACUAAAAUUGAUUCCGAAGGAAGUUCUUCGAGCAAUAUGUUUGUUGCUUCUGAAUGGGUACAAAAAAAUUCUUAUCGGCCAAUAAUAAUAAACGUAAUAAAAAAUUUAAAACAAAUUCGAAUAUUAUCAAGGAAAGGAGAAACAUUAAGAAUCCUCGAUUUUACAAAUCCCAAAAAAUCAAUUAUGAUUUACACCGUUAACAAUGAACCAUAUCUGUUUGUAAAACAACAAAACGAUUACGAUUUUGUGGUCCGUUUUGAAAAUAACUUCAUGUUAUCACCAUUUCAUAAAAUUUUAGUUGAUCUAUUAAAGGAGGCUAAUGUUAAUUUCGAAGAAGGCAGUUAUACUUCGUUAAAAGUUGGGUUGAACGUAGCCGAAUCUUACUCAAGUCGGAAAGAAAAAAUCGAUAAAUUUUUCAGAGUUGUUUUUGCGCAAGCUUUUAAAAUCGAUUAUUCAAAGGACGCACUUUUACAGGUUGAUGUUAAAUCGAUGGAACUAACCCACCUUGAAUUAACUUUAUUUGAAUUUGCGGACGCUUUAGGAAUGCAACCUGAAACCGAAUUCGUUAAGAAAAUGUUUAACUUGAUUGAUAAAGAUAAAAAUGGAUUCAUUUCUUUCCGAGAAUUCGCCGACUUAUUAGUAAUUUUUGCCAAAGGUACUGAAACCGAUAAAGCAAAAUUGUUGUUCGAUAUGUACGAUAUAAACGCUGUUGGUUAUUUAACAAGAGAUAAUUUUAUGGAAAUGAUUAAAUCGUUUUUGGAAACUGUUAGUGGAUCUGUUCAACAACAAGAUUUAGAUAAAAGCAUCGCUACCAUGCUAGAUAAAGCAGGAUUCCGAAAUAAGGAUAGAUUAAUGUUUGAUGAUUUUUUAAAACUCAUUGGACCUGAUAUACAGAAUUUAAAUAAGGCUACUUUAGGAUUUAAAGGUGUUAAUAAAGAAAGUACCAAAAUUGAUGCUGCUAGACAUACUAUUGAAAAUCUUUAUGAAACUAAAGAAGAUAUCCAAGCAAGACUUAAAGCUAACGCAAAAACUAAUUCAUCAACGAUUGAUGACAACAUCGAAAAGUCUUUAGCAAAGGGUGUUAAAACGAAGAGAUCUAACAUUAUUUCAAGUACCACAAGUUAUGUUGAAAAUAAUGCUGUUUAUUUGUUUUGGGUUACUCUUUAUACGUUAGUUUUAAUUGGAAUUUUUGCUGAAAGAGCUUAUCAUUAUAGUGUUGAAUCUGAACAUGGAGGUCUUCGAAGAAUCGCCGGAUACGGUGUUACAAUAACAAGGGGAGCUGCUUCCGCCCAAAUGUUCACCUACUCCACCCUUUUAGUAACCAUGUCCAGAAACACUUUUAGUACUUUCAGAGAACUAAGCUUAGGUCAAUAUUUACCAUUAGACUCAGUGAUUGAUUUACACAAAUACAUCGCCGUUUGCGCGUUAAUAUCAACUAUAUUGCACAUCGUUGGGCACGCAUUUAAUUUUUAUCACAUUUCAACACAAACAUCCGAUGAUUUAACUUGUUUAUUUAGAAAUUAUUUCCAUGCAACUCACGAAAUUCCUAAGUUCCAUUAUUGGGCAUGGCAAACGAUCACCGGAUUUUCCGGAAUGGUUUUAGUUGUUUUAAUGGCUAUGAUUUUUACUUUUUCACUUCGGAUUAUUCGAAAACGAUUAUACACCAUUUUUUGGUACAUCCACAAUCUUUACCCAAUCUUUUUUAUUUUUAUGAUUUUACAUGGAGCGGGAAGAUUAAUCCAAGAACCAUUUUUCCAUUACUUCUUUUUACCAUGCUUAAUAAUAUUCGUAAUAGACAAAUUAAUCAGCGUGAGAAGAAAAAAGAUUCAAAUCCCAGUUAUAGAAGCAAAAAUCCUCCCUUCACAAGUCACCAUGUUAAAGUUCAUCAAACCAAGAAGUUUCCAAUACAAAUCUGGCCAAUAUGUUAACAUCGCUUGUUUGGGUCUAAACCCCGGUGAAUUCCACCCAUUUACUCUUUCUUCUAGUCCGGAUGAAACUCAUCUAACCGUUCAUAUUCGAGCUGUUGGACCAUGGACCGAAAGAAUUCGAAAAUUAUAUGAAGAAUCCACAACAUCUUUACCACAAAUUUAUUUGGAUGGUCCAUAUGGUGAAGGUCAUCAAGAUUGGUACGAUCAUGAUGUAUCAAUUUUAAUCGGUGCUGGAAUUGGUGUAACACCUUUCGCUAGUAUUUUAAAAGACAUCGUUUUCAAAUCAAAGAUAGCAAAUAAUUUCCGUUGCAAACAGGUUUAUUUCAUUUGGGUGGCGAAAACCCAACGACAAUUUGAGUGGAUGGUGGAUAUUUUGAGUAAAGUCGAACAAAACGAUUCAGAGGAAAUCGUUAGUGCUCACAUUUUCAUCACGCAAUUCUACGAAAAAUUCGAUUUGCGUACGAUUUUCUUGUACAUUUGUGAACGUCACUACCAAAAAAUAUCUGGGAAAUCUUUAUUUACCAGUUUAAAGGCGGUUACUCAUUUUGGUCGACCGGAAUUUCCUAGUUUAUUUAGAACCAUACAAACUCUUCAUAAUGAAGUGAGUCAAAUUGGUGUUUUUAGUUGUGGAAGUCCUCCGGUUGUUAGUGCAGUUGAACAGGCAUGUUUUGAUUUGAAUAAACAAACUGUUGAAGGACCCAGAUUUAUCCAUAUUUAUAAAAGCUUUUAAAACUUUAAAUAUUUGUUCGCUAACAUUUUUAUUAAAUGUUUUAUAAACUGA